Molecule: messenger RNA, 6721 nt
Organism: Branchiostoma floridae (Florida lancelet)
Lineage: Eukaryota; Metazoa; Chordata; Leptocardii; Amphioxiformes; Branchiostomatidae
Product: protein zer-1 homolog
Exons: 18
Coding region: 284-2494 (736 amino acids)
Cellular component (GO): Cul2-RING ubiquitin ligase complex
Molecular function (GO): protein binding
Source: RefSeq, a predicted model, not a curated record
UUGUUUUGCGUACUUUGCUGUAGCCUCUUAACUCUUUGCUGGCGCUAGCCUAACUAUUUUGUGUCAAGCUGGUCUGUAACGUUACUGCCAGUCCAAUCUGACAUUCGGCUGACAUAGGUGGUGUUUACAGAUGUUUUUCAGCGCCCUGAAGUCUGUAUGACUACAGCGGCGGGAAAGGAAUAUAGUCCGGACAGCGACUAGCGACUUCUCUGCAUCGAUCAAGCUUCAAGGAGGUUAUCGAGAAGCUUCGUAACGUCUGACCAAGGAGGACGGCAGAGUCAGCAUGAGCCUGACAGGGGAGCCUGAGUCACUAGGAGACAUCUGUGUGCACUACUGCCUGGCUAACCUGGGCACCUUCUGUGUGCUGGAUGGAGCAGGGGUUCCACUGGCCAUCAAAACUGACAUCUGCAUCCCCAGUGAAUAUAGCGACAAGUUACUCAACUGGUCCAAUGAGAGAGGUUAUGCGGAUGGACCAUUUGUCCGGGUCUUCUCAGACCCCCAGCAGACCAGACUGAGACAUGUUCACCUGCACGGCAAUGAGAAAAUUAACAACCAAGUCCUGUCAGCUCUCCGGGAACACCAUCUGGUGGAGCUGGAUCUGUCCUGCUGCCCCAACAUCAAUGCAGACUGUCUACAACAUCUCCACCAGUCCAAACACACACUGCUGGCUCUCAACAUCAGCGGCAACGCGUCCUUUCCAUGGCCACAUCAAGACAUCCGCCUGGACCUGCCCCGACUGCGAGUGUUGAACAUCGGGAACCUGCACGGACUUCCGCUGACCAGCCUGGAGAGCCUGGCCAGGAGUCUGUCCAACCUGACCUCGCUGGACGUGUCGGGGUUACACGUGGAUGACCUGUCCUUUCUGGAACCUCUAAAGCACCAGCUGUCCUCCCUGGUCCUGUACAACUGCAGUCUGAAGGACCAGGCUUACCAGAUGAUCAUGAGCAUGAAGGCACUCAGACACCUGGACAUGUCAGUCCUCCCGGAGAGGAAGACCCCAGGAAAGAGUCACCUGUUAUCUAAGCUGGUUGCCAGCCUCCCAGCCCUGACUUCCCUGGACAUCUCUGGGACCAGUCUGGGGGAUGUGGACAGUGACAGCGGAUCAGACGACAUGUCUGACACAGACUCAGGAGUUCAAGUACGCCGCUCCCAGGAUGGUGGGGGGGUUCGCAGUACUAUCGCUGGACUGAGAGGACUGAGACAGAAGCUGGAUUUCUUGGGUCUAGUUGAGACAGGGGCUGCUGGGGCGGAGCACAUUCCUGCACACAGGGUGGCAGGUCACAUGACUGAGCAGCAGGUGCUGACAGCUCUGCAGGUGUACUUGGACCGCAGUCAGAUGCUAGCCAAGUGUUUAACUGCACUGUUUGAACUCCUGCAGGCUGUAGACUUGGAGGACCCUCUGCAGUUUGUCCAUCUUGUUACCAUGGUGAUGAGAAGGCAUCCCAAAGAUCCAAAUAUCCAGGUGGCAGGCAGCGCUGCUCUCUAUCACCUGACUAAAGGCUGGGGCAAAACUUCGGACUUCAUCAAGUUACGCAGGGUUACUAUCCAAGCUCUCACCUCUGGAAUGGAACACCAUCCUAAAGAAUUAACGAUGCAGCGUAAUGGCUGUCUCACACUUUGCAACUUCAGGAUUCCGGAGGAUCUGGAGUUUGAGUACCAGAGAGUGGCGAAAGUGUUACUGAGAAUCUUCAGCAAUUUCCGAAAUGAAGAAUUCAUUCAGCGCAUCGCAGUGUACCUGUGUAACAUCAUCGUGUGUCAGCUGAGUGGGGAGCAGAAGGAGCUGGUGGGCAGGAUCGGUGUGGUGGAGACCAUGCUGAAAUUGAUCCAUGAAAGACUGAACUCUAAGACAUGUAAUGAAGUGAUGGAGAUAGCCUGGAGUACUCUGUGGAAUAUAACUGAUGAGACUCCUCAGAACUGUCAGAUGUUCAUAGAUGGGUCAGGCAUGGACCUCUUCCUGAGCUGCUUAGAGACUUUCCCAGACAAGCAGGAACUACACAGAAAUAUGUUGGGACUGAUGGGUAAUGUUGCUGAAGUCAAGUUCCUUAGGCCUCGUUUGAUGCAGGAAAGAUAUGUCACAGUCUUCAAUUCACUGCUGGAGAGUGAGAGUGAUGGCAUUGAGGUGUCGUACAACUCCUGUGGUGUGCUGUCCCACAUGAUGUCAGAUGGAGCAGACUGCUGGACCGUCUCUCAGCCAUGUCGGCAGCAGGUGCUGGAGAGGAUGGUCCAGGCAAUAGAGAGAUGGGACAUCGCAACCAAGAGAAAUAUUAACUACAGGUCAUUUGAACCCAUCCUGAAACUGUUGUCAGACCAUGACACACCACAGGUUCAACACUGGGCUGUCUGGGCCCUAACCAACCUCACCAGAGUCUACCACUCCAGGACAACCUCCACGGACGUGACAAGAGUGUCCCCAACUCCCAAGACUGGCUUCAUCUUCAGCCUGUCAGAUCUGGAAUUGCUGAAAGUAAUUACCAGCCAUCAGCUGACAAAUUAGAGAUAAAAACCCAGGAGUGGGCUGGUAUGUCCCAGUGUAAGGCCCCAGCAUAUGAGCUCCAUCUAAUAUCCCCGCAAGAGACUGGUGGCACAGAGUAUGAAUAGUAAAUGAAACAGGGCCUUCUGUGGGGGAUACGAAAGGUAAGCAGGAGGUAGAGAUGCCCCCAGGACAAGACACCAACAACUCCACAUAUAUCAUCCUUUUAUUUCUGUGAUGUUCUCAGUUGCUAGGCAGGUGUUUGAAGUUCUGCUUGUACAUGACAUUGCCUGAUAUUCCUUACAUCAACAUCUUCUCUACUGUACCCAGUCAUUUAGCUACUAAAGGAUUUAUGGCUACAAUGCAAGGAGAGUAGAAGCCAGUGUCAUGCUUUGGAAUCCUCCAAGUGAUUUCCUAGGCACUUUCAAAUUUCUUUUUUUUUUAAACUUUGUGUGACAGUAGGGUAUAGUGUUUGACUUAUUCUAGAGUACCUACAUGAACUGAACUGAACUAAACCAACAUGAAAGCAUGCAUUAGUUGCAAAACACAUUUUACUUGUUUGUUUUUAAGGUUUUUCUGUAUGUGUGCAGUGUGCACAUUGUUUUUUUUUACUUCUCCAGAGAGAUUUUUUGUUAGAUAAUGUAACUCUGCAUCAAGUGAGAAUUGCAGUAAAAAUCAUAGUUGUUCAAGUCCUCAAUUAACUAACUUGAAAUAUCUAUCAUUAUAUCUAUACAGUUGUUAAUGAUGCUAAAUUUCAUCACCAAGCAUAAGCAGAUACAGGGGUAUGUAUAAUGAUUUAUAAUUUGAUAUUGUUCCACAUUAAGUUGGAGCAUUUGGGAUCUUUGGCCCCUGGGUCAGGCUGAAUAAGUUUCCACUUCAGGAGUUAAAUGCCCACACCUUGACCUCUUGAGAGUUCUCAGCUUUCCUUUGUACCCAGGACUUUCUGUUAAUACAAAGUACAAUGUAUUCUGAUCGAACCAAACACAAGCAAAGCCUCCCUUUGAAAGCUGUGGUGCCCUGGGCCUAUGUAAACAUGACUGUGGUGUUUAUACGGAAGGCGAGGCUGUUGGACAUACCCCAUGGAUGCCCUUCUGAGAGGGUCGGUCACACCUGACAGAGAUUCUAUAGGCAUUCUGUGUAUACCCAGCAGCUUUCAAUAGUCAUCCAGUGUAUGCUGUGUUAUCCAAUACAAAAUAGUGCAGGUGGCAUCAGAACUGGCCGCUUUUCUCUGUCAGCAGAAGAGAUCAACCUUUCUAAGCCCGGGAUGAGGGGAGCACAAGGCUUAGCUCCACCACAAUACCUAUAGGCCAUUCUUAUACAGAACUGAUGACUACAUUUUGAAUGUGGAAUAAUUCUUUUGCCACAUUAUCAGGCAGUAGAAAAUCAAUAUACAUGUACUGCUCUCAUCCUAAUUUUUGUAUUGCACACCUGAUUACUUUUAUUUUGAUUAUUCUUUACAAUUCACUCACUCACACUCACUGCAUUGAAUAUUAAAAAGGUCAUUGAUGUGAACAAAUUUUUUUCUGUUUUAUGGUUACUUUCUCUUAUAUCGUUUUCUUCUAAUAUAAACAUAGACUAUCAUAUAUUUAAAGGCGGGGUUGUAAUCCCCUCCUUAUUAAUAAUAAUAACUUUCAGAUAACCUUCUGGUUUGUUGUUUUAUUACUCUGGUAAUGAUAGUGUACAUUGUACAGACACAUUCAUUAUACGAAAGUACAGUUUCCCAUAUUUAAAUGAUACCUAAUUCAUGUAGACCAUACCUUGAUAUCAUGCAAAGAUUUUAAAAAGGUUGGUUGUGCCCAUUGGUAUUUUUCACAUCUACUUUUUCUUGCCACAAAUAUCAUGCACAGGUCCAUAGACUAAGCAGCUGUUAUACAUCCCCGGUGAUAUUAAUGCAUACACAUAUCAACAACAAAGUUUAAAUAUGUUGACCGAAAACUGCUCUAACUUGCUCUCCAGUCAAGUCUGUAGUCUGUGGGUUAGAAUCUUACGUAAACCUUAGAUCCAGUUUGUAGUGAAGAUCUGUACUGUCAGAAAAUGUGCCAAAUGUUUCUCUUGGAAACCUGUCUCACAUGCCCUCUAGAGCCAAAUUUGCUGACACUGCCAUCAACAGCUAUCUGUAAAUUUGAACCCCAAACACCCAAGGCAAACUUGGCGUAGCAGCACCAACUGCUUUGGCUGACACUGGCAGACGUAAAUAUUGGCAGAAACAUUAGGGGGUUUAAUUGGAGCAGGGAAAGUCUCUCUAAUUAUUGAGUGAUAAGGAUGCAAAGGAUUUAAAUUGUGGUGAAAGCUGGCAUUAGCUUCCAGGGUUUCUUGCCACUAGAUGAAAUCAGAAUUUUUGGUGCCUCAUCUCAGUAAAGGUUUCAGGCAAUUGUCUUUCAUCGAUUCUCCAGUGAAGCCACUGUAUAAAUCAGCACAUUGACCCCAUAGUCCUCACUUGACUCAGACUAUCAGUUGGGCAAAUGCCUUUUCUGCAAUUGGAAAACUAUAAUAAUUGCAUUUUUUUAAAAUUAGCUAGCUACAGUUGGGUGCUAACAUGUGUCUUAAACCUUAAGACUAGUAGAUACAGACAGCAUCUGGUUGAUUCCUAAAUUGUGCACAGUUUUCCCCUUUAUGCCUCUAUUAAAUCCAACACACAUAGCCUCCAGCUGUUCAACCAGCAUAAUAAAUCUGUGGUGCUUAUCAAGGCAAAGGAUGGACCAUGGGGAAUACCAGAUGAUGCAUGUGAAGCUGCCUUGCUCCCAGGCAUAAUAUUUUCUGCACAUUAGUGGUAAUUAACUUCACGUUAACACCACCGGCUUCCUCUGAUUCGUGCGAUUUGUAAACUCCCCGGCUUUAUCUUUAUUUCGCACAUGAACAAAACAGACAAGCUACGGCAGCAGCCCUACCUCAAGUUUAGUCUGCACCACAAACUUUCCUUGAUAAGGAAGCAAGUCUGGCUUAGGAUUAAUGUCCUGUUUUCUAUAUCAAUUCAUAAAGUGGCAACUUUUGCUACUAUUACUGAGAGCAUUAAUAACACAGAAACACUUGUGAGCAUGUAUGUAAAUGAAUCCUCUUUCACUUUGAUAAAAGGUUUCUUUAAAAACAACAAAUAAAUUUCCUUAAAUUUUACAUUUUAGACAUUACCAUUAGUUGCAAACUUGACUUAAAUGAAGGCAAACCCCUCCUGCUCAUAUAUGUUAUAUAUUAUUAUACAUAUUAGACAAUAUUCAAAUUCACCUGGGUAAUUCUACACAAAGACCACAUACAUUUAGCUUGAUUGCCAUAAAGAAUACAAAUGUAAGUCAAGAGUGAUUUGCAAUAAAGCUGCCUUCAAAGUGACCUUGGUUGGAAGGAUAUUCUUAACAAACAAAUAACCAGAAACCACAGAAUAUGAAGAUCACCUUCCAGAUUUGUUGCAUUGUUCAGAAAAGCCCCUUUGUAUGUAUAAUUUCAAUUUAAAAAAUUUUAAAAACAUCUGAAAAUUUAGUCUAGAGCACUGCAUUUCAAUGCAACAGGAUGCAAUAUUCCCACAAUUUUCGUUGUACUGGACCAGGUGUGUUUUUUUUGUGCUUUAUAGAUGAUUGACUUUUUUUCCAUACCUGAAGCACACUGCAGAUGCCCCAGUUCUCUUCUAGAUGAGGAAGGGUGUCUGAAUUGAAGAUUAUGGCAUCUGGUUUUCUGGAUUGCUAGAUAUGCUGAUUUGUGAUUUGAUACUGUCUGAAUUCUCAGAGUAUCUGAAUAAGUAGAACAUUCGGCAUUUGAUAGAUCUAAGAGCACUAGAUUUAUACAUGGAGCUUUAAAAGAAUGAUUUUUUUAAAAUAAAGAUUUACCCCUUUUUUAAAGACACCUCUAUGUUUCAAGUUGAUUUUUAUGUAUAACAUUCUGUAUUCAUCCCAGCAUCAAGGCUGCAGUUAUUUGAUUACAUCUCAUACAUACUGUCAUCUUGAUUUGGGCAUCGCUCAAUGUAUUCUUUGAAGCUGCGAGAAAAUGAUAUUUAGCAUCCAACUGAAAUUGCUGUGUUGAGAAUUGUUUUUCUUACUAUAUAUUGGCAAUGUAAUAUUGGCCAAUUCACCUGCCACUUCUCAUCAAAUUCCCCAUCUUUUUUCAUCUAGAUUCCAAAUUCUAAUUUGCUCCAACCAAGAACAGUCAGAUCAAUGUACAUACCCAUCAAGGUACUUAGGAUACAAUAAAUGUUAUCUUUUCUAUGAAAAUCAAAUACAAAAAAAAAUGCUUGUAUGCAAUAUUUUAAUAAAAAUGUUUUGAGCUUUC